UGUCAAGCUUUAGAGUUAUCUUGGAAGAGAGGAUUCGAAAUGUUCAUCGUCGUUCGUUAUGGAGAAAAUGAGCAAAGUCUUUUCAAUUUGAACUGUCGAACAAGAGUUCUGUACGAGAAUAUCAAAGAACGAUGCGACUGUGACUCAGAAGAUUGUAUAGACCUAGCAGACGAGAACGGCGUUCUGAAGGGCUUCCCUGACCGUCUUACAGAAAAUGAAUAUGGAUGCGAGUUUCUCACAAGUCGAGCUUCGUACAUUCUUCUACAAAUACACUUUACGACAACAAAAAAUGGGGUCACCAAAUCGUACACACCAAUGCUGAACGGCGUCUCAGAAUCAAUUCCUGACUUUAUGUCAAAGCUAUACAAUAAAAAAGUCAACCCGGACAUCGUAACCAGCGGACGUCCGUCAGCACAAAGAAACGUUGUAUCUCCUCGGAUUUCGGGCAUCAGCAGGGCAAAGAUAUCGCUAUCAAAACCACUCAGCAGGGGUACCCAGGGGAGAAAGAGUAAAUCUUGAGGCCCCGUAAAAAGAAUUGAAUGAUAGUGUUUUGUUUCUUUCGUUCUCAUUGUUUUAUAAUAAACUACGGUA
This is a messenger RNA of Exaiptasia diaphana, 591 nucleotides long. RefSeq lists its product as uncharacterized. The record is from RefSeq and is a predicted model, not a curated record. Lineage: Eukaryota; Metazoa; Cnidaria; Anthozoa; Actiniaria; Aiptasiidae. The transcript is spliced from 5 exons. The coding region runs from base 40 to 519 and encodes 159 amino acids.